Molecule: messenger RNA, 2745 nt
Organism: Enterobius vermicularis (human pinworm)
Lineage: Eukaryota; Metazoa; Nematoda; Chromadorea; Rhabditida; Oxyuridae
Source: the annotation of a GenBank genome assembly
AUGAAUGCUGAGCAGCCAGGCGACACACCUUCAUCAGUAAAAGAAAUACGCAAUCGUCUGGAAAGUCGGCUCAAGUCACCCCUUCUUCCUUCAGAUUGUUCUCCUUCAACGUAUUUCGCUAAAACUGCAUCGUGUGAUCAAAAGGAUUCGCACAUUGGAAACGGUGUUGAACAGCUGAAUGGAACUUCGCCUGUUUCUGAGGGGAAACCAGCAUACAGGGCACGCCCUCCUGUAGCACCUAAACCUUGUUUGAAAGUAGCGCUGGGAAGGCCGCAACACUAUCCAGGCCCGUCGGUUAGGAAGUCAUCUUUGCCUAUCGGACGUAAGGAUUUUGAUGAUACUUCGAGAGAUGUGUCUUCUGCAGUAAACGUACGUGAAACUGCUGCACGUUUUAAUAACUUUAUAUCAAGCGGUGUGAUGGGAAUGGGUCCAUCGAAUGACUCCGAUGGUGAAACUGGUGAAACUGUAGAAGACGUUUGUGCACCAGCAUUUCACUCUUUGGCUUGGAACGAUGAGUCGUCUGACUCUAGUGAUUCUAAUGAGCCCGAUACUCCAGUGUCGUCGCAACAGAUACUCACUUUAGCGCCUUUCAAGAGCACGGAGGAAUUACCUCUAGAGGAAGGACGAAAGGCGUACACAUAUGCUGGUCGGUUUAUGCCUGCAGAAAUGAUGGAGAAGCUAAAAAACUUCAAGUCUCCAAAUUAUAAUAGAACUUCUUUGUUAGGGGAAAAACCGACGUUAGGAGGUGCCCAGACUAUGUAUCCGAGCGUAGCUGGGUCAGAUUUGGGGGAAUUGCGACAGCCGAGUGUUAGAAAGGCCAGAGAAGUGUGCAGUGAUUCUUUUGAAGGAAGAGCUAACGAAAUAGCUAUUGUUAACUUUCGUCCGGGUUUUGAUAUUAUCAAUUCAAAAAGAUCGAUUGAUCCAUCAUUUUCACAAACUGGUCCUUUAAGCGAUGCCAGUACUGCUACGUCAUCUUCAGCGAGCAGCCAGCAGAGCGAACUAGUCAUCUAUAAUACGGGAGAUCCAGAAGAGGAUCUACGAUUGAGAAAACUGCAUUAUGCUGCGCAGGAAAUUUAUACUGUGGAAAGGAACUACGUGCAAGAAUUGAACCUUAUUGCUGUUAAAUAUCCUGAAUUUCUUGCUGAAUAUGGCGAAAAGCAUGGCGUAAAUUUGCUUGCAACGUCUGAUGGUCGGCCUCACAUCGUUACCGAAAUAAAGACGCAGUUGUUAAUGAUUAAGGAAGCUCAUUGUAUUUUACUGGAAAAAUUCGCAGCAAAAAUGGAUCACUGGGAUUCUCGGAAGCCUAACAUGUCUGAGUGUUUGAAGAAUAACUAUAGUUUUUUAAAAUUUUGUUUGCCAUUUUUGAAGUCAAAGAAGAAAUACGCUGACGAGUUAAUGAAAGCACUACGAGAAGAUGAAGAAUUUGCAAAUGUUACUACAAAGUUUGAGAGCCAGACUCCUUCUCGGAUAUCAGUGUUGCAAAGAUUAGACAUUGUUCAUCAGAACGUUGUACGCUACACAAUACUAAUGGAAUCGUACAAAAAAUAUCUUCUUAAGGAUUCACGAGAGAUGACCGAGUGCCAAAGUGCGAUAAUGGAAUUGUCCAAAGUUUCCCAAUUAGUCAAUCAACAAAUAAAUCUUGCUGAAAUGGAUAAGAAGUUGCUUACUCUAUACGAACGUUUAGAGGGAAGAUUUAAUGUCUUCGAAGCAAACCGCCAUUUACUGUGCGAAGGUGAACUUAUGAAGCAGUCAAGGAAAGAACUUCAACCUCGCUAUUUAAUUUUGUUUUCCGAUGUACUCCUGAUCUGUAAAUAUUCGAGAGGACCUUCGCUGAGUUCGACUUCUUUCCAGACAGAUUUUUACCAGUUUCCAGUUACAAGUAUUCGAGUUCGCGCUGAAGGGCAUGGAGAGUUUGAAACUCAUUUCCAGCUGUUAACCAUGAAGAAGAGUUCUGUUUAUAUUGCUAAUUUGAAGGAAUGUAAUUUUGCGGAGAAAUCAUUUUUCCCGGUUUCAUCUUCGGUUGUCGGUCCGACGCCCAGCAUCCCGGAAAGUGAUUAUACGACUAUUCCAGAACCGGACAGUCCGUUAAAUACUACUCAUUCACCACCCAUUGAACAGUUAGACAGUGAUUCAUACUCAAAAUACUUACCUGUGAGUGAAAAGUAUGCCGCCACUUGGAUUCCUGAUCCAAAAGCUACUACGUGUAUGAUGGCUGGUUGUAGUACGGAGUUUAAUUUUUUCAACCGUCGACAUCACUGCAGAAAUUGCGGCUGGUUAAUCUGUGGAUCUUGCGUUGGACAUGCACCAGUUAAGAAGGGUGCUUCUUCUGUUCGCGCCAAAGUUUGUCCCCAAUGUUAUUCUCAGAUCCUACAGAAGUGGGUUGGUGACCCUGAUAAUUUCUUUAUACCUCCGCGGGGAGGUGUUCGCAAGAAGCAGGAGGUACCUUCCAGAAAUGAUGAAGAUAUUAUUUCUGGAACAGUUUUUAUCAGAAACAAGAAGGCUGGGGAGACUGAAAGGUGGGGUCGUUUGGAGCAGCAUGAUGGUGGUGUUUUGGUCUUUCUUGUUUAUCCAGCAGAAUUUGAUUCGACUCCUCUUGAGCGGUUCGUUUUGGUUGGCUUUAAAUUGGAAGAGAAGGAUUUAGAAGAGGGUGGAAGACUAUUUGAAUUGCGACAUACGAACCAAAUUGAGGGUAAUGCGAUUACCUUCGCCUUUCGCGUUGCUCAUUCUGGAAAUGCGCAGAGGUGA